Nylanderia fulva is the source of this 6921-nucleotide messenger RNA. Lineage: Eukaryota; Metazoa; Arthropoda; Insecta; Hymenoptera; Formicidae. The record is from RefSeq and is a predicted model, not a curated record.
GUUGUGGGUGGUGGCUAGUCGGCGACCCAUCCGUCCGUCCAUCCUGUCCGUCCACACGUUCAUACUUACGUCCGUGAAACGUGCUUCCGCGUCAGUCCGCGUCGCUUCGCCAGCGUCGACAAUCUUCAUCGAUCGUGAUCGAGACCGCGACGUGAAUUUUGGCGCCGAAAAUUGGACGUAGGCAACUGCCUCCGACGCAUGUGUCGUCGAGUGAUCUCCCGUUCUCUGUGAAUUAAACAUUGACGAUUUUGGAAAAAUCCGAAGAUCGAGAGCAUUUUAAUAAAUACCUGUAUAGAAAUCGGGUGUAUUUUCUUAUCCGAGUAUCAAAAUGUCGAUUAUUUGGAUACCGGAAAUUACAUCUGCGGAGCUGGUCGCUUUACAGAAACACGAAGAUUUUUAUAAUCGAAAUUUUAUAUCAGACAUUUUUUAUGAUUUUUAAAAAACAGAGCUUUAAUUUUAAUAUAUAUAUAUAUUAUGAUAGCAAUGAUCUUAGUGUAGCUACUUUCUAAGGAAAAAUUAGUUUUCGUGGAUUUGGUCAUCGAACGUUGAACUUUGAACGAGCGAGGGAAAGAUAGAGAAAGAGAGAGAGACACGUGUUCCUGGUGUGAUUUUAUUAUAAUUCGAUAAGUUCACCGUUGAAGAUUUUCUAAGGGAAAGAAACUCUUUUCUUCGCGGGUGGAGAAUAUUGCGCCGCGGUUUUUGCGGGACUUGGGCAUAUAUAUCCGUGAUUUGCGUGCGUUUCUCGUUACGCGAACUCAGCCAAGUUGAUUUAGAACGACGAGUUUAUUUCACGGUGGAAGAAACGUAAAACACGAACUUUCGAGCGCGUAAACUAGAUAUCCCGAAGACGAAGAAUCAUCCUUAUCGUUGGUCAUGUGAUUUUUCAUCGAUUGACAGCGAGAGAAUCCGUGCGAUUAAAAUCGAGGGCGCGAAAUGACGAUUUUAUGGGAAACAGAACGGAUUGAUGAAAUAUAUUUCCGAGUAAAAACUUGGCGGACGAAUCCUACAAAAUUACGGGACUCGCCUUCGAUUACGCAAAACAUAACACUCCGUAGUCAUUUCGUUUGAGAAAAAUAGAGCGAUUCGUUUCGCUUAACGCGCCGUGUGCUCGAUGGAACGACUUUGAACCGAGUUUGAGUUCUUCAGGAUUUACAAGUGCGAGAUCGCGAUGGCCGUCGCUUCGACGAAACGAAGCGAAGAAGAGAUUAGCGCGAUUUUCCUCUUGAUUAUGCGCGAUAGUGCGACGAAAGGAGCGUGCAAAAUUCGGCGUGAUUGCGACGGCGGUCCGACGAGGAUAUCGUGACAUUUUCACAGAGACUCUCUUCCCCGAGACUGGUACCGCGGUCGAAGACUCCGGAAGAACCUCGGGAAAGAAAAAAAAACGAACAGUCGUUGUUGUUAUAAUAGAGAACGUAGACAUGCUCUUGUUGGGAAACGGAUAGAGUUUGCCGUCGUGAAAGUGACCGAUCUGACGUUUUCCAAAAUCGAAAUCGGAGGCGCACUUCCGUAACACAUUUUGCCUCUCCGUGCUUUCUUUCUUGGUCGAUUAAUCGAAGUCGUAUAUCGCGGCGACUGGCGGGAACGCGAUAAAAAAGUCACUCGAAUGUGCGAAAAAUCCAAGUGCGGAAAGAUAGACUUGCGAUAACAUAUCCUCAUCUAAUUUCUAUAAUUCAAGUGGGACAGAUAAAACGCAACAGUGGUAAAAUUACGGAUCUCUUGCGCGUGUAUCAAGAAGAGGAGCAUGUCGGAAAGCUCGAGAUAUUUCCGAGAAAUGUAGGUCAAUUCCAGAUAAAGCGUUUUCGCUUAUCUAUAUGUUUUCGUUGAAAGACAAUUUUAUAUCAUUUUUGGGAUCAGACAUGCGCAGUCCGAAUGACUAACUUCUAAUAGAGAAUUUCGUCACUCACAAGUACAAAAAGAUUAAUAUAUUAACAAACGCAACAAACAUUUCUCAGUCUCAGUGAAUGAAUUUUCAAAGAGCGUAAAUAAGCGGAACUGUUGAUUGAAACAUAAAUUAUUUAAAUAUAUUUCACUCUUUUUUUUCUUUUAUUUUUUAUUUUUUUAUUUUUUUUAUUUUUUGAGAUUGGUGAAGUACACGAGCGAACGUGAGUAGAAUUCAGAUACAAAAAGGCCUUCGAAACCCUGAAGUAUCCCUAAGUAAUGUUGAAGAGGGAAACGUGAAGUACAAAACCGCUUGGUAGAUCUACAUCUUGCUCCAGGUAACGAGAUGACAAGAUAAUUCGGUGGAAGACGAACCGUAGUCGAAGUUUGUAUAAUCAGGAAUCUUAAAAUCGUACAUCCGAACUAUUAAACCAUUAAGACUUUUUUUCGCCGAAGAAAACCAAAGUACAAAAUGACGGGUUGCGAUAAAGGAAUGUGGACGAAAAUCGCGUUUUUAUCGUAAAUCUUUUCACGCGAUCAAGAUUAGAAGCGAUCGAGCGUGUUUUAGCUUGUGUUUCUCCGGUUUGAAGAAUACUAGUGAGAAUAAAAAUGUCCAGAUAUAAAUUUUCUUGGGUCAACGAGAAAAAUUAGAACUUUUGUAAAGAAAUAUUAUUCGUACAAUAAAAUUGAUAAAAUUUAAAACUGAUUAAGAUAACAGAAGAUACUUUAAAGUACAAAAGGUACUUAAUUUUGGCACAAUAAGACGACGUGAUACUUUAAGAGUAAUGACUGAUUAACUUGACAAUGGAUGCAAACGUGCACAAGUUAUUUCAUGAAGAAAUAUAAGAGCGAAUUAUCUCAAAGCAACAAGACGACGACGAGUUAUAACACAUCGGUAAUUUAAGAGACGAAACCCGAUAACGAUAUACAAGUGUGUGCAACGAUACGUCCGUGAAAGUACGAUAGUGUAUCGGCGAAUAAUCUCGGAACAACAAUAUGACGAGUUAGCUCUCGGGUGACUCAACGACUUUUUCAAGGAGUGUGUGAUACUUGUGUUGGAUUGAUUGAUCAACAAUCGAGGGGUUGACCGAGGGGAGACCCGAAAUACACAUAUACCGUCAAAAUAGAGUAUCCCGGUAGCAGCGGCAUGUACGGUGGCGGGUCGGCGGGAAGCGCGGGUUAUGGGGUUGGUCUAGGCCCGGGCCCAGGCCCCUCGCACUACGUGGCUCCCUCUGCCACGGUGGACUAUCAAUUGGGCCCGCCACCUCCGCCACCGCCACCUUCGACCGCCUGCCCCACCGCCGGAAGUCAGCUUCUGUCUUACGGGUCCGACUUAUCGCCCCAUCACAUCCAGCAGGCCCAUACGGAGACCCAGCAGUCGAAAAGACGGAGAUCCGACGAGGAUGAUCCGAGUGGUUGUAAAUAUAGGAGACUGGACGACGAUAACGUGCAGGACAAGGAGAGGUUUGCAAGCAGGGAGAACCAUUGCGAAAUCGAACGGCGGCGACGGAACAAGAUGACCGCCUACAUCACCGAGCUCUCCGAUAUGGUGCCGACCUGUUCAGCCCUGGCCCGGAAACCCGACAAGCUCACGAUCUUGAGGAUGGCGGUGGCGCACAUGAAAGCUCUCAGAGGGACCGGAAAUACCGCUACCGACAACGCCUACAAGCCUUCCUUUCUCACGGAUCAAGAGCUGAAGCAUUUGAUCCUCGAAGCGGCCGAUGGUUUCCUCUUCGUCGUGAGCUGCGACACAGGCAGGAUCAUCUACGUGUCCGACUCGGUCGCGCCCGUGUUGAACUACACCCAGAGCGAUUGGUACGGCACCAGCCUCUAUACGCAGGUUCAUCCGGACGACACCGAGAAGGUGCGGGAGCAGCUCAGCGCGGCGGAACCGCAACACGGCGGCCGAGUACUAGAUCUCAAAACAGGAACGGUGAAAAAGGAGGGCCAGUCUUCGAUGCGGCUAUGCAUGGGUUCGAGAAGAGGUUUCAUUUGCCGCAUGAAGGUCGGCAACCUGCAGACGACGGGCGACAUGGCUGCAGCGCACGGGCUGCACCGUAUGAAGCAGAGGAACUCCCUGGGUCCGCCGGCGCGGGACGGUCAAAAUUACGCGGUGGUGCAUUGCACCGGUUACAUCAAGAAUUGGCCACCCACCGGUGAUUUUGUUCCCCCAUGUGUACCAGGUGUGGGUCUAGGUGACAGAGGAGGCGUUCAGACUGGUCCAGACGGUGUAGUCACGGACGAGAAUGCCACCACGCAUUGCUGCCUUGUCGCCAUUGGGCGAUUACAGGUCACUAGCACACCAAAUAGUAGCGACUUAGCAGGUUCUAAUAGCAAUAACGAAUUUAUAUCACGUCACUCUGCGGAAGGUAAAUUUACCUUCGUGGACCAAAGAGUCGGUGGAAUUUUGGGUUACACUCCAUCAGAACUCUUAGGUCAUCCCUGCUACGAAUUCUUUCAUCCAGAAGAUAUGACACACAUGCGAGAAAGUUUUGAACAAGGUAGUGUGUUUUAUGGAAAAGUGUUGAAGCUGAAGGGGCAAGUCGUAACUGUCAUGUACAGAUUUCGAGCCAAGAAUCGCGACUGGGUGUGGUUAAGGACAUCGGCAUUUGCGUUUUUAAAUCCAUUCAACGAGGACGUCGAAUAUAUCGUUUGUACAAACACGCUUGCAAAAUCAUUUCCAAGUAACGACGGUCCAACGGAGAGCGAAGCUGUACCUGCAUAUGGACAACCUGGUCUAGAUUAUUCCCUGCAGAGACAUCCUGCUAGAGAUUCGCUGUAUUCCGCGCAUCAUAUGAUGCAGCAUCCAGCAACUGUAGCUACAGCCAGCCCACAACAACCGAGGCCGUCCAGCACGCAGAAUGUUUAUCAAAGCUAUGAGACGACACAAUCGCCAAUAGCUUAUGGAUCACCCGGACAGCAAAGCGCGUCCUCGUCGGUUCUAAGUAGGAUUCAGAAACCGACUAAUACAUCGCCAACUCCGCAAGCGUGGGCGAUUGGUAGACAGCAACCUGUGACAGAAGGCUAUCAGUACAGUCAAUUAAGUCCAUCGAGGUCACCGAGCGGGCCAACAUAUACGCAGCUCAGUAGCGGCGCUAGGACACCGGCUACGCAGCAAUAUCAUGCAGUCACAACAGUGCCUAAUAAUCCUGCAGGUAUGUGGGGUUGGCAAAAUCAACAGCAUCAGACGCCGCAGCCGGACGGACAAACUGGCGCUCAGGUGGCCGCGCAAGCGCAACCACCGCAUCCUGGACAGGCCGGACCUGGUACACAGCCGCAAGAACUGUCUGACAUGCUGCAGAUGUUACAGGAUCAGGGCGGCUCGUCCGGCUUCGAAGAGCUGAACAUGUUCAAUACCAACUUCGAGUAGCAACGAGAAAGGCGACACGCCUUUGAGAAGCAGCUUCUACUUUAGAGAAAUUAUUUCUCGGGACUUUCUCCGACCGGUCCUUUUCGGUAUCACUUUGGGGAUUCACUAAUCCUAUUUGGUAUCGCAUUUCGCACUCACACAUCAGCAUCCGGAAGAACUUUUACGGAGAAAGGAAAAACGCGAUUUAACAAUUUAGCACCGCAUAUUAUAGACUACGCAAAAAAAAACGAUCGCACUGGGAUUAGGACAGCCUAGUCUAUCGGGUUAUUUACAUAUAAUUCAUACGUAUAUAAACGAAAGGUUUGAUUCAUUAUCGUGGGUAUCAGACGCCACCGGUACGAUCGUACGCUCCGAUUGUUUGAAAAAUUCAAAUUGACGAGCAUGAUUUCGCAGCGAAAAUGCCAUUAAGACAUCAAGCGCGACUGUACCUUCAUGAUGACAAGCGAUUAUUGAUUAGGGCUCGAAAUGAAUUAUAAUAUGCACAGAUGUGUUACUCACGUUUGGUAUUUAGCACAAGGCAUUAAUAUGAAACGGCACGAAUAUAUCAUUUGAAAUCAAAAAUGCGCUGAAAAACUGAUAAAAAUAUAUCAGUAAUUAAUACAGAGUGCUUUCAACGCACUUAACGCUUUUAAGGCAUUGCGAUAUUAUAUUUUGAUGAAUUUGAAUGAUGAAAUAUAUUUAGAAUUAAAUUCUAUAAAUUCUCAUUUAUGUCCGUGAAAGCUAUUUAAUCAAAUAAAAUAGCUUGAAAAUAUCAAUAUUUAUAGCCUUGUUGCAAUUGUUUUAAAGAUAUGUAAAUAUCUUAUCUGUGCUUAUUAUACAAGCUACGUAAUUUUAAUUUACAUGACAAUUUUAAUUGGAAUAUCAUGCGAUUCGAUGAUAUUUAGCGAAGAAAAAAAAAAGAAAAAUGAAAAUAACGAAAAUGUACUCUAAACAAUAAGAAAAAGUAUUUUUAAAAACUUCUCAAUCAAAUCUAUACACAAAUCACGGUAAUUUUAAUACCUACCAGCUUAUCGUUAGAUUCAUAAGGUUAGCUUAAUUAUUUUAAUUUAGAUCUUUGUAAUUAUAAACAGUGCAAUCAUAAACCGACACGCGACAAAAAAUCGUUCAAGACAUUGACAAUGUACAAAAAAAUUGUGUAAUCCACCUUUGCUUCUCUGUGCAAGAUACCGUUUUUAGAUAUUCUUAAAUGAAAAAAAAAUAUAUAGAUAAUGUUACAUAUACGAAUAAUUGCAUUUAUAAGUAACCACGUGUGACUUAGCGCGUUUGUACGUGUUUUAGCAAAUUUUGAUGAGCACAUUGAAACGAAAUUACAGCAUAUCAUGAUGAAUUGGGAACAUUUUUCACUAAUAUAUGAAUUAUACAUAUAUGCAUGAUUUUUUUUGAUGAUCCUACAUCGUGGCGAGAGUAGUACCAUCACUUUUUGACAAUAACUAACGUAUUGGGCCUCCCUAAAUACAGGCAUCAAUGUUUAUACGUGAAUGUUAAGUACGGAUUCGUCUCUAUCACAGAGAGACUACUUUACAAAUCCCUUAUCCACUGUUAUAUAUUCCUUUGCACAAUAUCCACCCACAUAUUAUAGCUCCGCAAGAAAUCGCAAAAUAAUUAAUAUGAUUUAAAGAACGAAAGGUGUUAGAAAUACAUACAUAUAUCAUGCAAUAAAACUAUAAAAAAUA